AUGAGAAGGCGAUUCCUUGCGUUGGUGCCGGCUGUCAUGGGAGCUGCGAUGAAUAUGGAGGUGAGCCCAGAAGGGCGGCCGUUGCACUGGGGGAUCAAGGCCCCUCUGGAGGUUGCCUUCACCGAGGAAGCCCAGCCAGGUUACUAUGGGAUGCCAGGGCCCAUGCCCAUGCAGCCCUCUUAUCCCUCCAUGAAUGCGCCGGUGCAGAUGGCACCGGCACCGCAGCCCCAAGGAGGUGAACGAUCCUCCAACGAGCCGCAGGCCUUCGGCGGCCUCCGCGAGUACGACAUGACCCUUCCCUUAGAUGCAGGGCUGCACCUGGAGUCCGACGAUGGCGUCUGGAUCUCCUCCAGGUCCGACGGCCCACGCAAGGACGACGAGAACUACGACACGAACACGCUGCUGUCCAUCCCGCGGCAGAUUUACGAAAAGGUGAGCGGAGAGGUGGGAGGACAGCUGGUUUGCACAACAAGCCAAGACCAGCCGCUGGUCCAAUUGGCUUCGGGCGGAAACCGCUCAAAGGGCACUGAAGAGCCCUGGGGCCGACAUGCCAAGGCAGAUGACCUCGAAGCCCGAGAAGACGCACGAGACGACCGGGAAGGCGGUGCUCGCCGCGAGGGCCGCCGACGAGGUGCAGCAGAUAGAGACUGGAGACAUGACCUCUUCAACUAUGCCACUGAAAGGGAGCGGCAAGCACGAAACAACCGAGCUGGCUGGGGACACGACGACCGAGGAGCCUGGGGUGGGCAGGAUGUCCGAGACCGAGACCGAGAGGCACCACGGAAGCGCGGAAGAGGCUACGACGACCACGACUGGGAUCGGGGCCAGGACUGGCAGGCUCGUCCGGAGACUGCCGGAGGCGCUGCAGCUGCUGCGCCGUCGUUCAAGCCCGCAGACGACGAGGAGACGCGCAAGCGCCGCAAGCGAAUGGCAAGUAGCAAGACGGACGCAGACCUAAGACCAACUUUCAACACUGACCCACCUUCGUGUCUCCUUCGCAGCGCUGAGUAUCAGCUUGAUCCGUCUAAGGGCGGCGCCAGCCGCUGCGCAUGGGGAUGCCGGGGCCCAUGGGAUGCAGCAGGCUUUGCACGCAACGUGUGCCAGCCUCGCCGAUUCUGCCCGUUCUACGCGGCGGUACAUCGGUUAGAUCUUGAUGAGUCGCGGGUGCUGUGCAUUGGGAACAGCAAGGCGCGCUUCAUCAUCUCGACGUGUGACUUCUGCUUUGUCCAGCGGGCAAAUGACAACCUCUUGGAGGAUGCUGGCCAAGACCAAGACAAUGUCGAAAUUCACAGUGAUGAGGAAGAGGAUGCAUCCCUGGAGGACGUGUUUGGGGAUGUCGGCGGUGAAGAUCUGGCAGAGAGCGAGGUCAAUGCCACGUUCCCUUAUUACAGGUUCACUCUUCUCGCCACACGCGAACAGGGCUUCACCGGCGAUCUUGCUGAGUUCGCACUCUUCGAUCCGAAAAAUCAGCGGAUUGACUUAACUCCCGGAGGACCCGCUGUUCUGAGCGCAACGCUGGUAGAUGACAUGAACCAGACGAUUACCGGCAGCUGGGAUCCCAAGUACGCCCUGGACGGCGACCUGCAGACCAAAUUGAUGCUGCACGUGGGCUAUUCGUUAGAGCUGCGCGUUCAGUACGGGGUAGUCGUCGGCAGCGCCGGCUUUGUAACCUCGAAUGCGGCCCCGGAGCGGGAUCCGGCAUCCUUCAAAGUCUUCGGAAAGGCUUACUCGGGUCCCUGGAAAGUCCUCGUGAGUCUGGUGGGCUUCGAAGCCCCACAAGACCGCGGAGUGAUGGUUGGCCCUUUUCUGUGCAGUUCCAUGGGUGGUCGCCAAGCCGCUCCGCCGCUGGAUGGGCUGCCGAGCUGGAGGAAAGUCGACGGAUGGUCGACCACUUCAACGACGGAGUCUGAAACGACCACACCACGCCCUCCAGAAACAACUUCGACACUGCCGAAAACAACUCCAAAGCCUGAGCCAACAACAACGGAAGCUCCCGAGACUACGAAGGCACCACCCACAACCACCACCACGAAAAGCACAACUCCCGAGACGACAACAACAUUAUCCACCACGACGACAAGACGCACCACGUCAAGCAACCCACCGACGACAACGACAACUGCAUCAACCACUGAAUCCACGACUACCGUGCCGCCGACCACCACAGAGACAAAGACAAGCACCUCAACAACAACCACUCUGACAACUACCACCAUCACAACUACGGUUUUGACUCCUGAACUCGUUGGAAGCCAGGCAGCAUCAGAGGCGAGAGCCACAGGUCUGCCCGUCGACGAGCAGGCAGCAGCUGCAGCGAAGGCAGCUCUGGACUUCGCCAAGGAGCGGCAGUACACUUUGCAGCAGCAGCUUGAAGUCGCUGGUGCCGUGGCCGCAGCGGCCGUGGCGACCAGCGGUGGGAGCACGGAGGAGCAAGCUGCCGCAGCAGGCAUCGAGAGUGCGAAAGUUGGAAGUGGCGAUGGCCAAAACUUGGAGCAGCAGGCCUCGUUUGCCGGCCAGGCUGCAGCAGAAGUCGUCGAAAAAGCCCGCGGCUCAGCUGCCGCGCAAGCCGCGGCUGCAGGACAGGCUGCGGCGGCAGUCGCUCGAAACCAGAACGAAGGCACCGAGAAGCAAGCUGCUCUGGCCGGCCAGGCAGCAGCAGAUGCGGGAAGGUUAGCUGGCAUGACACCCGAGGAGCAAACUGCUGCAGCUGGCAGAGCAUCUGCUCUCGCAGCAAAAGCAGAGGGCGCAUCUCCCACGGAUGUUGGGUUGGACGCCGGCGAGGUGGCCGCCAAGGAAGCUGCAGAGUCCGGCGAGGGCGUUGGCGAGCAGAUCCAAGCGGCAUCACAGGCAGCUGCAGAGGCAGCCAAGUUGGCGGGCGGAUCCGCUUACGAGCAAGCUGCCAGUGCGGGCCUAGCUGCAGCAGAAGCCGCCAGAACACAGAUUCCGGAGCUGCAAGCCGCAGCUGCUGGCAAGGCCGCUGCGGAUGCCGCCAGGGCUGCAGGGAUGUCGGGAUCCGAGCAGGCAAAGCUGGCUGGAGAGUUGGCCUUCAACGUGUCAGCUGUGGCCGGGCUUAAGCUGGAGAAGCAGAUUUCGGCGGCUGGAACAGCUGCAGAGGAAGCUGCCAAAGCAGCUGGCAUGACACCGGAGGAACAAGCCGCAGCCAAGAGUGCGGCGAGGGCUGCAGCAAAUCCCACUGCAACUCAGACCCUGACCAGUGCGCCAUCUGCAGUCACGAAAGCACCAAGUCCAAGUCAGUCCAAGAAAUCUCCGCCAGCUGAACGAGAAAAGGAUCCUUUGGAUGCUGGCAAGGAGGCUGCGGAGCAGGCAUCGGCUGCUGGUAAACCAAUGCAGGAGCAGGCGGCAAAGGCAGGGGAGGCUGCCGCGAGCCUUGCAAAGGAUCAGCAGUACACUCCCGCUGAGCAAGUGGAAAUAGCCGGUAAGGCAGCGGCCGCCGCAGCGAAAACUGCUGGUGCAUCCAUGUCUAAGCAAGCAGAAGCUGCAGGCAUCGCUGCAUCCAAAGUCGCUGCUUUGGAUGGGCAAAGCUUGGAGCAGCAGGCUGCAGCCGCUGGCCAAGCUGGGGCAUCCGCCGCAAAGUCCAACGGCGUCUCGGCCUCCGGCCAAGCCGCGGCUGCUGGAGAGGCCGCUGCAGCAGUGGCGCGAAUGAACAACGAAGGGUCUGACAAACAAGCAGAGCUGGCAGGGGACGCUGCUGCAGAUAUCGCGCAGACCCUUGGGAUGUCUUCAGAAGAACAGACAGCUGCUGCAGGAAAUACGUCAGCCAGGGCUCUCAAAGCAGAGGGUGCAUCUCCCACGGACGUUGGGGUAGACGCCGGCGAGGUGGCCGCCAAAGAAGCUGCAGAGUCCGGCAAGAGCGUUGGCGAGCAGAUCCAAGCGGCAUCGCAGGCAGCUGCAGAGGCAGCCAAGUUGGCAGGCGGAUCGGUCUACGAGCAAGCUGCCAGUGCAGGUGAAGCUGCUGCAGAAGCCGCCAGAACACAGAUUCCGGAGCUGCAAGCCGCAGCUGCUGGCAAGGCCGCUGCGGAUGCCGCCAGGGCUGCAGGGAUGUCAGGAGCUAAGCAGGCAGUUCUGGCCGGAAAGUCAGCCUUCAAAGCGGCAGGUCUUGCUGGGAUGACGUCAGACAAGCAGAUCUUGUCAGCUGGAACAGCCGCAGAGGAAGCUGCCAAAGCCGCUAAUUUGACCGCAGCGCAGCAGGAGUCAGCGAAGGCUGCAGCCAUGGCCGCUGUUAGCCCCACCACCUCAACGCAGAAGCCGUCGACGACACAGAUGUCCACCACAAGCCUGACUACGGAGAGCACGACUACAGUGUCAAGAAUUACUCCGGAGGAUGCUGGCAAAGAAGCUGCCGCAGAAGCCAGCGCCUUGGACAAGCCUAUGGAGGAGCAGGCUGCUGCUGCUGCACGCGCUGCGGCGAGUGCUGCUAGUGACCUGCAAUACACCCCGCGGGAACAGGGCGAGGAGGCUGCCAAGGCGGCCGCAGCGGUGGCCAAAGCCACCGGGGCCUCUGUGGCCAAGCAGGCUGCAGUGGCAGGGGCCGCCACUGCCAAAGUGUCAAGCGAUCAGGGCCAGGCGGUGGAACAGCAGGCUUCAGAUGCGGGGCAAUCCGCAGCCGAAACUGCGAAGUCUGCAGGGGCGGCCGCCUACGAGCAGGUGGCAGCAGCAGGCCAGGCCGCGGCAGCAGCGGCGCAGGCCCAGAGUGAGGGCUCCGAGAAGCAAUCGGAGUUGGCUGGCGAGGCGGCGGCUUCAGCCGCCAAGCUGGCAAACAUGUCCGCUGAGGAGCAGGCCGAGGCUGCCGGGAACGCCUCAGCCAUGGCCGCCAAAUCCAAUGGUGCCACUUCCGUGGAGGUCGGUGUGGACGCUGGGGAGGUGGCCGCCAAAGAGGCCAAGGAGGCCAAGGAGACGGUGGCGGAGCAGAUCGAAGCCGCAGCAGAAGCGGCAGCCGAUGCAGCCAAAGCCACAGGCGCUCAAACGCCCGAGCAAGCAGCAAGUGCUGGCCAGGCAGCAGCCGAAGCGGCCAAGGAGGCCAAUCAGAUCCCAGAGCAACAAGCGGCAGCAGCUGGCAAAGCUGCGGCAGAAGUGGCGAAGGAUGCCGGCAUGUCCGUGGAUGAGCAGGCCUCCGUCGCGGGCACCGCGGCUCUGAACGCCUCCACUGCGGCCGGGCUCAACUACAAGGACAAGCUGCGAGCAGCCGGCAAAGCGGCUGCGGUUGCGGCCGAAGCGGCAGGUGCCAACGAGGAGAAGCAAUCUUACUUGAAGGUCGAGGUCAUCGCCGAGGCCGCUCGCUUGGUCUCGAAAUCGGCCGGAGGCUCCGCAAAGGAGCAGGCCGCCAGCGCGGGCAGGGCGGCGGCGGGCGCUGCCAAGGACCUGAAUGUCACCACUGUCCAGCAAGCGGCCAUUGCCGGCAAAGCCGCAGCAGAGGCCGCGAUGGCUGCCGGCGCUGCCGUUGAAGAGGUGGCUGCUUUUGCCGGCAGUGCAGCACACAAUGCCUCCGCAAGAGCCGGCGAAAACAGCGAUCGCCAGAUCAAGGCAGCCGAGGAUGCAGCGGUGGCGGGCUGCAAAUCUGCUGGCGGCAAGGCCGCCGACGUUCGUGCAGCUCGAGAGGCUGCAGUGGCUGCUGCGAAGGAUGCCCUCUCCGCUGGUGCACCAAAAAAGAAGACAAAUGCCACAGCCAGCAAAGGCGCGACCACGACCGCGGCUCCUGGCAAGAAUGCAACAACGAGCCGAGAAUCUGCCAGAACCACCAAGGCAGAGGAGGAAGAUGAAGAAGAGGACGAGGAAGAGGAUGAGACUACUCAGAAGGCCACCUCGACGACGAAGGCAUCUGAGGAUGACGAGGACGCAACAACCACGACAAAGGCGCCGGGCAACGAAGCAGACGAAGACGAAGAUGAAGUGACGACCACGAAGCUUGUGAGAUUCUGGUUCGCUUCCGUGCGGCAGCACAUCGUCGAGGCUUGCAGCUUUUCGCAGCCGAGGAACAAGGAAGCUCCGUUCUACCAUACCGACAAGUCGGUCGUGCACGGCUGUGCGCCGGUCUCACCGGACCUGGCCCCGGAAUCCCAGGUGCUGAGCAGCGCAAAGGUUGCGGAGGCGGAUCAGUCGUUCUUGGGCGAUCUGGAGCAGAAUCGAGAGUUGAUUCUUCUUCACAAGGAGCUCCUCGCCAAGCAUGAGCAGCUCUUCGAGAGUAUGCAGGCAAAGUCCUUGGCUGUGUUGGCCAAAGACAGACGCACGAAGAUGGAGGAAGAACUGAUCUCCGGGCUCGUCGCCUACGACGUGAGACCCGACUCCGAGCAGGACGAGGUGGCCGAAGCUGCAGAAACCGUUCGGCCUUCUUUCCACCGGGUGGACACCACUGUUCGGCCCUCGUUCCAGCGCGUGGAUACUUUCGAGAGCCUCGAAGAGAAGCUGAAAAUGCAGGAGGCAGAGCAGACGGCAUUUGACCUGACGGGGCUUCAGUCGAUGUCCCUUCCGCAUCUGAGGCGGCAUCAGAGCUUGCUGCGCCAAGCUGCACAGUAUGGGGGUCUCGUGCGUAAAGCUCUGAGCUGCGCCGCGAGUGCUGCAAAGUUCCUCGAGUCUGUCAGUGAACCACCCCGUACGGGUUUUGUAGCCACGAUGCUCCUGAGCAGCUUCUUCCAGUCAAUAGCCCUGGGAGUGAUAGUGCUGAAUGCCGCUUGGAUCACGGUCAUGACAAACUACGAGCUGUCCCGACCGGGCGAAGAGGUGCAGCAGGUCUUGGAAGUCGAACUGGCUUUUUCUGCCUUCUACCUCUUUGAGGUCAUGGCCAAGCUCUACGUCCACCGCUUCUAUUUCUUCCGUGCGCAGGACCGAUGGUGGAAUAUUUUUGAUUUCUUCCUCGUCGUGACUGUCCUGGUAGAGCACCUCCUUACAGCCAGUGCUUCUGGCAGUGUGAGCAGUGGAUCCGGAUUUGAUGUGAUGUUCCUGCGGCUUCUCCGCCUCUGCAAGUUGGCUCGGAUCCUUCGCAUCUUCCGGCAGUUGCAGUUCUUCCAGGAGCUCCGACUUAUGCUGGAGUGUGUGGCAGGAUCUGUGGUGAAUGCUUUCUGGUGUGUCAUUUUGCUAUUCUUCACCAAGUUCAUCUUCGCCCUUCUCCUGGGGCAGGCGUUGGUAGGAUACUUUGCUGACAUUGCAAACACGGGAGACCUCACCUCAGAGCACUCCAGAGAGCUGCAAUCCUUGUUCCGCAAUGUGUUUCAGACCAUGAUCACUCUCCUUCAGGCCACAACUGGUGGCAUUGACUGGAAUGAGCCCUACAAGGCGCUUGAGAAAACCGGGUGGGCAAUGCCUGUGAUCUUCGUUAUGUUCAUCCUGCUCUUCGUCGUGUCGAUCUGGAACAUUGUGACGUCCAUCUUCGUGGAGGCUGCGCUAAAGGCUGCAACGCCGGACUUUGAUUCUGUGGUGUGGGAGCAGACCACCCAGGAAAAGAAGCUUUCACAGGAGCUCAUCGAUGUUUUCGUGGGUCGCGCAACCUAUCAUGGCGAGGACGUCGGAUCCAUUUCCCUCGAGGCCUUCCGACCGAUCGCGGAGGAUCCCCGGUUCCGGGGAUACUUGUCCGCAAGGGGCAUCGACAUCAAGAAUGUCGAGUCAUUCUUCAACAUGCUCACCUCGGAUAAAGACAAGCAGGAAGUGGACGUUCGAACGUUGGCCAACGCCUGCGUUCGGAUGAAAGGAUUUGCAACCAGCAUUGAUCUGCUCCAGAUGAGUUUCGACAUGAAGACCACCUUCCGCCAGCAAACAGGUUUGCUCCGCCGGUUCGCGAGGAGCCUGAAGCGUAUGGAGGACAUGAUGAUGGACCAGUCCCCGAUGGCGCGAAAGGGAACAUCCAGGCUGAAUGUCUUCACCGAGCUGGGCGAUCUCGGUGUACAAAGUGACGAUGUCACAAGCGUCGCUUCGCCCAAGACGGGUAUUUGA
Messenger RNA from Symbiodinium sp. CCMP2592, 7941 nucleotides. The record is from the annotation of a GenBank genome assembly. NCBI's taxonomy places the organism in Eukaryota, Dinophyceae, Suessiales, Symbiodiniaceae.